Molecule: messenger RNA, 843 nt
Organism: Talaromyces marneffei
Lineage: Eukaryota; Fungi; Ascomycota; Eurotiomycetes; Eurotiales; Trichocomaceae
Exons: 1
Coding region: 1-843 (280 amino acids)
Biological process (GO): secondary metabolite biosynthetic process
Cellular component (GO): cytoplasm; nucleus
Source: RefSeq, a predicted model, not a curated record
AUGCCGAGCUACGAACUAGACCUCGAUCUUCCUCGCAUUCUUUGUCUCCAUGGCGGCGGUACCAACGCUAGAAUCUUUCGAUCUCAAUGCCGCGUGCUCUCGACACACCUGAAAGGGAAAUUCAGAUUGGUGUUCGCGGAAGCACCUUUACAAUGCCAUGCUGGCCCCGACGUACUAUCCGUGUACAAAGAAUGGGGCCCAUUCAAGUCAUGGAUUCCAUCGGCACUUGGGUGUCCGGAAGUCGACAAUCAUACUGCCAUUGAGCUGUUCAGAGAGGCGUUAGACCGAGCCAUGGAUGAAGAUGAUGAUCUGGGAGCAACUGGUCCGUGGGUAGGGUUGUUGGGAUUCAGUCAGGGGGCCAAGAUGUGUGCGAGCUUACUGUAUCUUCAACAAUUGCGGCAAAUUCAUAGAUUGAAAUCGAACCGAAGGCUUGACUUUCGAUUUGGUAUUUUGCUUGCUGGUCGCGCACCGCUUGUGGCACUUGACAUGAAUCUCGCCUCAAUAUAUUCUCUAGAUGAUAUGGAAAACCAGGACAAGGACUCUAUAUCAAUGCUUGUUGAUCCCAACGGACAGCUAGUUGUUGGGUCCAAAUCCUGGCUUAGGCGAAGCAACUAUAUCAACCAGUCUGACGUUCGUCUGCGAAUACCAACAACACACGUCCAUGGAGUACGGGAUGCAGGCCUUCCACUGCAUCGAAAACUAUACGAAGAAUGCUGCCAAGUGGAGAGCACGCGACUGAUGGAAUGGGAUGGAGAUCAUCGUGUUCCAAUCAAGACGAAAGACGUUACAGAGUUGGUUCAGCAUAUAACAGCCAUGGCUUUAAAGACGAGGGUUGAUUUUUGA